Molecule: messenger RNA, 4563 nt
Organism: Parus major (Great Tit)
Lineage: Eukaryota; Metazoa; Chordata; Aves; Passeriformes; Paridae
Exons: 2
Coding region: 480-1535 (351 amino acids)
Source: RefSeq, a predicted model, not a curated record
UGGCAAUGAUCCCAGAGCUCAUCCAGGAAUAGGAGCUAAUUCUGAGAAGCACCCAGCUGACUCAUCAGUGCUGCCAGCACUGCCAGCAUUCCAGUGCCACCACCAUCCCUCUGCUGCUGGAGGGGCCAUGACCCCUCAGGAAAGAGAAAGGAGGAGUGGUAGAAAGCUAUUGGGAGAGAGAAGGGAGUCAGAGAAUGGGACAUUCUGUAGGAAAGAGUGUUUCUAAUCAGAUGGAAAUGAGGAUCCAUUUGCAAAAUUCUUCAUCUGGACCUUUUGACAAAAGCCAAUUCCUCUGUGGCAAAGAAAAAAAAAAAAUCAAGAUGAAUACUGAGGGAAUGGAGCUCUGACAUAGCCAAAGUUGUAAAACCAUUUCUGCCUGCCCUGUGACCCCACCAAGCCUUGGGGAGCAACACUAGGACAGGGCAUGGAAAGGAGCCAGAGGGACAGGAGCUGUUGGUGAUCCGGGCACUUUCUCCUUCAUGUUACUGACCUGGGGGGGAUCCACUUUAGGAUACAGAUCCCAAAGGAGCAAGAAGUACCAGGAAGUGCUGCUGAUCUGGACAGACCCCCUUUGCCUGCUGCUGCCCCACAGUGAACAGGGAGCCAGUGAGGAGCUGCAUUGUCCAUCCCCGGAUUCUCCAUGCACUGACUUCCCAUCCACUCUCAUCACAGCUGGGGGCCACAUCCCACCGCCUGCCCAGUGUCCAUCCAUGGAGGUGAGCACUGUGUCCGUACCUCCCGCCUCAGCCACGGAAGGAGGUGAUCUGUGUGAAAUCAGUGUCAUCAACAUUGUCAUACACAAUGUGGCACUGUUCAUCUGCCUCUGUGGGCUGGUUGGGAACGUACCUGUCUUCUGGAUAUUCAGCGUCAGAAGUUGCACUGAAUUGCUGGCUGAUCUGACUACCACUGACUCCCUCUUCCUCUUCUUUGCGGUCCCCUACACCCUGCUCUGCCUGGUGAAUGACGUGUUCUGCUCCGCUUUGGUGCCCCUGAGGUACUUGAACUUGCUUUUCCAGCUGUCACUGUUUGUCUACCACACAGAGCUGUUAUGGCUGAUGAUCACCAACAUCAAGAGGUACUGGCCCAUCAGCUUCAUAUUCUGGCGCCACGUCUACCAAUACUUGAGCGAGUUGUGCAUGGUGAUAAGACCCCUGCACUGGGCCUUUUUCUAUGCUGUCAUUGAUGUCAUUCUAAUAGCAUAUUUCCCACGCCUUUCCCAAGUGAAAUGCCAGCUGGUUCGCAUGUCCUUGGACAUCCUCAACCACCUCCUCUUUGCUGCACCCUGGGUCAUUUCCACUGCAAUCCUCUACGUUAUGGUCGUUUUUUACCCCCCACAGGAGAAACCCUCUAGUCUCGAACGCAUUAUCUUCUUCUCUGCACUCUACUCCUUCCCCAUCAGCCUCUCCAAUUUCAUGGGGCACCUUGGCUACACUGUGGUGUCCUCUCAGGUGGUUUUCCUGUUCACCUGCAUCCAGACCAGCAUCAAACCCUUCAUCUACUUCUGGGUGUGGUGGGUUGAGUACAUAAUAGUAUGAUGCCGCUCCAUGUCCCUCUGGCUCUUCUUCCAGAGGGUUUCUGAGAAGCUGAAAGUCAACAUUGCCAGCAGCAAUGAUGCCACCAUGGACACAGCUGUCCCAGACUGUUGAUCCCCUCCACUACACUGAUGAAGGACCAGGACAGUUGCUGAGGAUUUCCUUGAGCCACUGGAUUAAUAAAUAUCCACAGGAUCACCCUCCCCUGCUGUAUUAUUGCAAGAGAGGGGAGCAGGGGCAUGUGGGACAGAUGUCCUGCAUGGAGCACACUGGAGUAUGGCUUUCCUCCUCCCUCACAGAUCCUAGAACACUACUCCGCCAGAGUGAUCCGGAGAGCUGUGAUGCCAAAAUUCCCCCUGGCACCUGGUUCCUGCAUCCUACUGUGGUCUGAUAUCAAUAAACAGCUUCAUUAACGCUGAGCUGCCUUCGCCCUCUCUGCCGAGAGUGUCACAGCAGAGAUGUCCCUGGUGGCACGGGGCAGGAGCGGGGCUGGAAGGGGGAAGGUGGCUCUGGGGUGUCAGAUGGUCAGGAAGGGUCUGGAUGCUGCCGAUCCCAAAUGUCACACCUGGAGGGCAGCAGAGCACAACGGGCAGUGCUUCAAGCUGGGGAGCAGCCACGGGAUGGGAUGGGAUGGGAUGGGAUGGGAUGGGAUGGGAUACCAAAAUCAGACAGAAUAAAUUAAUCUGAAAUAUUAGGCAGCAGGACACACAUUGUUUCUGUUUGUGGGGAGACUUUACUGCAGGGGUUUUAGUCAUUAUAACCAAACAUAAUAAUUCAAAAGUCUUUCUUGCCUUGUACAUAAACACCAUUUUCUUAGAACUGAUUUCAAUGCAUUCACUUCCUACUGGAAGUCCUUUGAUGCUCCUGGAGUUUCUUUAAGAGUGAUCUCUGGUGGUUAUAUUCACUGAAUGCUGCAAUAUUAAAGGUGACCUUGCCUUGAACUUUUCCUUUGGCCAUGCGCUGUUGCUUCUUGUCACAGAACUUGUCCCAAAACCACUGCAGGCCUCCUUAUCUGCUUCUUCACUGGCUCCAGCCACGUUUAUCAUCCUAUGUCAACAGCUUUGCAUUCUUUUACCUUUUUGGCCACUUAGGCUAUGAACAGUUCCAGGAGAGCUAAAAAUGUUUAUUUUCAAUGUUAUUGAUCAAUGUCCUGCCAACCCUCCCAACUCCUCUUCCCAGGCCACCAUUUCCACCGCCCUCUUCCCCUGCACAUCUCACUUCUCUCCAAUAAGUCCUUCCCACUGCAGGUCCUGCUGAGUCGUGUGGUCCAUUCCUGGGUUCUCCAACAACUGACUCCCAUCUGCUCUUACCACAGCCAGGGGCCACAUCCCACUGCCUGCCCAGCACCCAUCCAUGGAGGUGUGCACUGUGUCCCCAUCUCCCACCUCACCCAUGGAAGGAGACAAUUUAUGAGGGAACAAUGUCACUAAUAUGACCGUAGAUGGUGUCAACGUUGCUGAUCUGCCUCUGUGGGCUGGUCAGAAAUGGGGUUGUCAUCUGUGUCCUCUGCACAAACCCCACCACCUUUUAUAUCAUCAACCUGGCCUUCGGUGGCUUCCUCCUCCUCACGGUCCUCUCUUCCCUGCUCUACCUGAAGAAGGACAUGUGCUGCUCCACUGUCAUGCCCCCAACACACUUAGAGUCACUUUUCCACCUGUUGUAGUUCUCUUAGAACCUGGGGCCGUACCUCCUGACAGCCACCUGCAUUGGGAGAUGCAGAUCCAUCCUCUGUGGUGUUUCUCCCACCUGCCUUCCAGAGGGGGUUUGAGGAGCCAGAAGAAAACACUUCAUCCAGUGAUGAAAACAGUGCCCCCAGCGAUGAAAACACUGCCCCAGGUGAUGAAAACACUGACCCCAGCAAUGAAAACACUCCCUUCAGUGAUGAUGCCAUCAUGGACACAGCAGUCUGAGCCGGUUGAUCCCCUCUGCUGCUCUGCUGAAGGACCCUGGGACAGUGGCUGAGGGAUUCCUUGAGUCACCUGAUCAAUAAAUAUCCACAGGAUCACCCUCCCUGUGCUGGUGCAUCCCCCACCCCCUUUUCAGGCCACACUGGGGUCUCCUACAGGCUUGUGAGGCCUAAGCCUUGAGGAGCAGCCCCUGGGCUCAGCUCCUCUGGCACUGAUCAGAAAUGCCCUCUGCUCCCAGGAACUGCUGCUGUCCAACAACCUGCUGAGGUUUUGUGAACAGCCUUGGAAAUGAUUUUACAUCCCUGAAUGGCACAACAUCCCUGUUCUCACACUUCCACAGAAAGCAGCUGGCCCAAAGUGUGGCCAGGGUGAAACAUGGUUGUGACUGAAGCCCAUCUCUUGGGGCCCUGUGAGCAGCGGUCUAAAAUGAGACCCUUGGAGCUCUGCUGGGCCCCAGCAGCGCUGGCCAGAACCUCCCUCGCAGUGGAGUGAAAAAAAACCACAGUGUGAGGGAAACAAAAAUUAACAAAGGGCUCAUGAGUAGAGAUGAGGACUGGGAGAAAAAACACUCUAAGAGUAAAAAAUAAAAGGUUCAAAUUUAAUGGUAUUAAGUAAAUUUAUUAUUAACAGAGUCGGAGGACAAUAAUGAGAAAUAAAUAAGACGUUAAAAGACUUUUUUCCCCCCAGCUUCAUCCCCCCAACAGUGGAGGGAGUCGGGGCAUAGGGGUUUUGGUCAGUUUGUCACUUGAGAUCUUCUUCUGUUUGCUCAGGGAGAGGAGUUUUUUCUGCUAUGUAAUUGGGUCUCUCCCAUGGAAACACUUCUCCAUGAACAAUAAAACAUGGUUUAGCUGGGAGAAACCUGGGUUAACCAUUAAACUAAGAUAGACAACAUAUUCUGGUAAUAUUAAAAGAACAAAACACCUAUACCAAGAUGUAAUAAAUUGGAAGCACUUUCAGGAGUAUCUAUAAAAAAGUACCAAAACACCUAUAUCAAGGUGUAAUAAAUUUGGAGCACUUUUGGGAGUAUCUAUAAAAAAUCUUGGAUAUUAUUGUGUAUAAAAAUGCCUGAAAAUUGUUGUUCCUUUGAACAUGUGUAUGGCAAAUAUAUUUCCAAUAUGUUCACA